AAGAUUCGUAAUUUUAAUAUGAAAUUAAUAUUUGUAGUAUUACUGCAGUUUAUAAUGUGUGAUUGGUUUGAAAAAAUUGCUAAACUCUUAAUAAACUGUCAUUCUCCUAUUAUUGUGAGUUUUUGUGUUGUAUCGGCACUGGUUUAAUCACCAACUGGCCAGUCAAUUCCUAUUAUUGGUUAUCACAAUAACAACUCUGUUACAAAUUUAAUGCUACUAGUGUUUCUGGUUGGAAAACAACUGUUUUGUUUAAAUAAUCUGCCUAUCAUUGAAAAUGUCAACUUCUUAAUGUCAACUUUAUGUAUAUUCAAUGGUACCUACAAAGAUGUGAAAUAAUAUUCCAAAAUUUCAACCAGACUUUUGUGUAUCGUGAAUAUAACAACAUGGUAUUGACACAUUUCAUAUUUUUGUUUGUGUUUUUCCUUAUUCAUAGCCACUCCAACGGACAAGACGUUUGUACUACUCCUGGUGGAACAGAGGGAAGCUGUAUUCCAGCACUAUCAUGCGAACCUUUAAGGACAGCCUUUAAAAACGUUAAACGGCCUUUGUCAGAUACAGCACGGAAACAAUUUGAGGCUUAUAUUUGCAAAGAAACACAUAAGGUAUGUUGUCCCAAGGAACCAAUAAUCAUAACAGAAUUAUCAGUCCGGACGUCCGACAAUGAUGAAAGUCCGACUGAAACUAUAACUGAUAUUACUAAACAUAAAAACUAUGGACUAUUGCCAACUGAUUGUGGUUUUGUGAAAGAUUCUUCCUACGUAUUCGACAUAAGAGUCGUAAAUGGAGAAGAUGCAGGUCUUUAUGAAUAUCCCUGGAUGAGUCUACUGAGUUUUAGAGUACCUGGUAAUAUAAGAAAGUUUAGAUGUGGUGGAUCAAUUAUUAACAAUAGAUAUAUCCUUACAGCAGCCCAUUGCUUGGAAGAUAAAUCCAAUCUGUUGGGUGUAAGAGUGGGUGAAUACAAUCUUUCCAACAAUGGUGCAGAUAAAGAUUGCGAUAUUGUGGAAUGCAAUGAUCCUGUCCAGGAUCUAGUAAUUGAAGAAAUUAUCUCACAUCCCAACUAUGAAUCCAAAGGAAAGAAAAAUGAUAUAGGUUUGUUAAGGGUUCAACAAAUCACUUUUAAUAAUAAAAACAUAAGGCCUGUGUGUCUUCCACGGACAAGUAAUGCUAAGUUUAAUCAACCAUCCGCAGAAGUCUCUGGCUGGGGUAUUACGAAAUUUGGUGGAAGGAUUAGUAAAGUGCUACAGAAAGCCUAUUUGAAAGUUGUAAAUCCCGUUGAGUGUCAAAAUUUUUACCAGGGUAAUUUAUCCACAGCUAUUGAUGAUACACGACUAUGCGCAGGUGGAAUUUUUCAAAGCAGUAAGUCCAAUGCUUGUACUGGGGACAGUGGCGGACCAUUACUGGUUCAAGAGGUGUCACCAGACAGAGAAAAAAAAUAUGUUCAACAUGGAAUUGUAAGUGCUGGUGUCACGAGAUGUGAUUUACCUUCACUGUUCACAAAAGUAGAUUACCAUUUGGAAUGGAUAUUGGAUAAUAUGCGGGCUUAAUAUAUUGUCGUAAAUAAUCUAGAUAGUGGUGAUCCAGAAUCCAGAUUACUAAAGAGAUGAUUUUUUCUUUGCCUCAGAUGGAAUGUGAUUUUUAGCAAUUUUUUUGGAACAACUCUUUUAUUGUGACAUUAUAAAAUUAAGAAAAAUUGUAUCUUUUUAAAUAAAGUCUACUAAAAAUUAAGCAGAA
This is a messenger RNA of Diabrotica virgifera virgifera (western corn rootworm), 1731 nucleotides long. Its product is annotated as phenoloxidase-activating factor 3-like. Gene Ontology annotation, biological process: proteolysis. Gene Ontology annotation, molecular function: serine-type endopeptidase activity. Lineage: Eukaryota; Metazoa; Arthropoda; Insecta; Coleoptera; Chrysomelidae. The transcript is spliced from 8 exons. The coding region runs from base 300 to 1544 and encodes 414 amino acids. The record is from RefSeq and is a predicted model, not a curated record.